AUGCCUUCCGAUAAAGAUACUUUGCUGAGCAUGGGGUUUGAUGCUGCCCGAGUAGAGUGGGCACUCAAAGCAACUGGAAACCGUGGUCUGCAACCAGCGAUGGAUCAUAUACUUGAACACGAAGGACAAUCAGUACCUGAUCUAUCUUCAGUAUCAGCAUCCAGGUCGUCUUCCGCUCAAGCGCACGCAGAUGACGACGAAGACGACGAAGACGCCGAGGCAUUGAAGAGUCUGGGUGUUGCUGGGAAUGCUGUCGAAGCAAAGAGCAUCAAAUGUUCCCUCUGUGGCAAAAUAUUCAAGAACACCGCACUAGCUAAUUUCCAUGCGGAGAAGAGUGGGCAUGAUCAAUUCGAAGAGUCUACAGAGGAGGUCAAACCAUUGACGGAGGAAGAAAGGGUCCAGAAAUUAGCUGAACUACGCGAGAAACUUGCUCAGAAGCGUGCUCUGAAAGCCGUAGAGGAGGCGAAAGAGGCGAAAGCUAACGAAGCGUUGCGACGUAAAUCAGGAAAGGAAAUGGAUCAAAUCAAGGAGAAUCUCAAAGUCAAGCAGGCGCUGAAAGAGGCUGAAGAGAGGAAGCGAGAUAAAAUUGAAGAUGCCAAAGCUAGAGCUGCGGUGAAAGCACAGAUCGAGGCUGACAGGAAAGCGCGUGCUGAGAAGGCCGCUAGGGAGAAGGCACUCCGCGAGGGCAGGGAGAUAGUCGAUGCACCAACUGGUCCCGCUCAGGCGGCAGCUAGCUCCUCCAGCGGCGUAUCUAGUAAGGACUUCAAAGAAACUAGACUUCAGAUACGAAUGGCCAGCGGUGGGCAGCCGUAUACGACCACCCUGUCGAGCGAUGCCCCUUUACGAGAAGUUGCUGAGUUUUUGGCUGGGCAAACCCUUUCUGUAGACGUGGACUCCGUCUCCUUUGCCCAGCACUUCCCGAGAAAACAAUUCACUCGAGCCGAUUUUUCUAAGUCACUUCGAGACUUGGGUCUUACUCCUUCCGCUGUCUUGAUCGCUUCCACACCAUGA
This is a messenger RNA of Pleurotus ostreatus (oyster mushroom), 1011 nucleotides long. RefSeq lists its product as uncharacterized. Bases 1 to 1011 code for a protein of 336 amino acids. The record is from RefSeq and is a predicted model, not a curated record. NCBI's taxonomy places the organism in Eukaryota, Fungi, Basidiomycota, Agaricomycetes, Agaricales, Pleurotaceae. Gene Ontology annotation, molecular function: protein binding. The transcript is spliced from 9 exons.